Ambispora leptoticha is the source of this 264-nucleotide messenger RNA. NCBI's taxonomy places the organism in Eukaryota, Fungi, Glomeromycota, Glomeromycetes, Archaeosporales, Ambisporaceae. The record is from the annotation of a GenBank genome assembly.
AUGACUAUAUCUACGCAAAUAGAUCGCGAAUAUGAGUCAGAUAUACUGAAAAACGCAAAAAGAAUAAAACCUUCCACCCAAUACAAUGAAAAAGCAAGUCCGCUUGCAACAUCAGAUCUUACUGAAAAUUCUAAAAUUUCAUUGGAUUUCACAAACCAUUUAGCUGACGAAAAAAAACCGGAGACCCCGACUUGGGCUUUAACGUCACAAAAAUCACGAGCCAAUUCGAAAGACUCUUCAUUACCUACGACACUCAAUGGAUUU